UGGAGAAGAACACCUUCAGGAGGUUCUGCAAGAAAUACGCCAUAAUAGACGACCGGCUCCACUUCAUGAGCGGAGACCGGGUCCGGUUGGUUCUGAGGAACCGGCAGCAGGUCGAGGCCGCGCUCGUGGACUUUCACGACGAGCUGAACCACCUGAACGUCAACAAGUGUCUCCGCCUGCUCAACGAGAGGUACUUCUGGAAAACCAUGAAGUUCGAUGUGAUGGAGUGGAUCAACAGCUGCUCCCAGUGCAGCCUGAAGAUGGUGAAGAAAGCGCACGGAGCAGAGGCCGAGCACUCCGAGAUGCUGCUGCAGACGCUCCAGUCUCCAGACCCGGACUCAGACAGCAGUGGAAAGGACGAGGACAGCGAGGACGCCUGUGGUGAUGAAGACGACGACGAUGAUGAUGAUGAUGGUGGAGGAGGGGCGGGUGUCAUGGAGGAGCAGCAGGUGAUUGAGUCGGUGGAAGAAAUGUCUCAGGAAGCUCCGCCCCCAUCCGGACUUCAGCCCAGAAUCCCGAUUCUGAUCCACCUGAGAACCCCCAACAACCUUCAGCCCAACGCCUCGGUCAUCCUGCAGCCCCGGACCCCCAACCAGCCCCUCAUCACCAGGUUCUGGUCCGUCAACAUGGGGACUCCUGACCCGUCCGAAAACCCGUCUGAGGGUCAGCCCGGGAACCAGACUAGCCCGCAGACAACAGAACCAGAGGAGCAGAGGGGUACUGGCACCAGAACUCGGCACUUCAUCCAGUCCCAGGAUGCAGCCACGCCCCUCACAGAACCGACCCAACAUCCGCCUCAAAGCCAAAACGGCAAACGCAGAACCAAGAAGUCCUCAGAACCUCCGGCCCAGCGCAGCGACAGGCCUCCUGCAAAGAGGAGGAGAACCACGGAGCCAGAACCUUCUGCUGUGGGGGGCUCCUGCUCCGGUCUGGACCCGGUGGUGGCACCCAGCACCAAACCCUGGCCCGUCUUCACCAUCGCC
Nematolebias whitei (Rio pearlfish) is the source of this 983-nucleotide messenger RNA. RefSeq names its product acidic proline-rich protein PRP33. Lineage: Eukaryota; Metazoa; Chordata; Actinopteri; Cyprinodontiformes; Rivulidae. The transcript has 5 exons. The annotation marks the transcript as partial. The record is from RefSeq and is a predicted model, not a curated record.